AUGGCGUGGGAAGAAAUGUUCCAAAUGUUUCCAGAUGGUUUUCCGUUUGGAGAUGGUACUUUUCCUUCUUUUGGGCCUGGAGAUGCUGAUGAUGGGGAUACCGUUCCUGUAAACGAGGACGAAGAAACCACGAGGCCGGAGGGUGAAGGAAAUGAAGACGGGCCUGGAGAUGAAGGACCAGUAAGACCUGGGCCAGAUGGAGGUGACAACUUACCACCUGGCCAUGGAAAUAUAAGGCCAGAUACUAACGGACGCAAUGGUAGUGUGAUCUCUACUGACCGGGACAUUCCAUGGCAGCAACUACUCGGACAAUUUUUCGAGUGGCUCGAAGCUGAAAGAGAUAGCUGGCCCUGGAACAUGAACACCGGUGGAAACGAAGAAAUGAUGCCUGGCACUAACGAAGAUGAAAGUACGAGGCCAAGACCGAGUGAGAGUGAUAUGAGGCCUGGUGACGACGGGGAAGUUGAUUUUGAGAAUAGCGAAGAAAGUGAAACACGAUCCGACGACCAUGAAGCUGAAGUGGGGCCUGGAAAUGAAGGAGGUGAAGACGAUGAGGAGAUGGCUGGAGAUCAUGAUGAAGAAACAACGCCUGGUGGGACAGGAGGAGAGACAUCCGAAGAAGCAUAUAGCCCACUUGAGGGCGUCACUCAGCUUAUUGGACUUGUUUCUGGAAGAAACCCCACAUCUAACCAUACUAGUAUAGGCAGUCUUCCAUGGCAGCAGUUAUUCGAUUUGUUUCCUGGUGGAGUUCCUUUUGCAGACGGAGAAAUAUCAGUGACCCAAUUUAUCAAUGUGUUUCCACGUGGAUUGCCUGAUGUAGGAAACUUUACAAGGAGAGUUCCUCUAUCAGAUGUUCUGAACAAUCGUUCGUCUGAAAGACCUGUUCAAGGUAAUAGCACAUUUCCGUGGAUUGGUGCAGCACAAACAAGCUUGCUGGGUGUAGGAGACAGAGAACUGACUUGGGAAGCACUGUAUCAACGACUUCCAAAUGGCCUUCCAAUUGGGAAUGAAGUUGUUCCAUGGGAUGCACUGCUUAUGUUGUUUCCCAAUGGACCUCCCAUAGCAGAUGAUGAAUCUGGUGAUGGAUGGACUGGCCAAGUGCCACAAAAUUUCCUAAAUCUGGGAGAUGGUAGCGUCACAUGGGAAGAUUUGUUUGAAAUAUAUCCUAACGGUGUUCCUGCUGGUGAUUAUGUUAUUUCCUGGGAAGUCCUGUUCACAAUAUUUCCCAAUGGGCUACCACUGGAGGACGGGGGUACUUCUGGUGAACCUGCUGUUAAUAUGCCACGUCCUAUGGCAUGGACUGGUAUGAUUCCAUCCGAAAUCCUUGAUUUAGGUGAUGGUAGUUUAACAUGGGAACAAUUGCAACAACAAUUCCCAGAUGGUAUUCCAUUAGGUAAUGAAACAAUUACAUGGGAAGUACUGUUCAUGAUGUUUCCGGAUGGUCCCCCAGUUGCAAGUUACGACUGGUCUUGGUUAGUCUCAGGGUUUCUCUUAGGGCGUCCCCUAGAGGAUGGCAAUGGACAAGAGAACCCAAAUCCUGGCACAGGAGCAAUGAAUGGUCAUCCGUGGGAAGAUCUGCUGGAUGUGAUACUCACUUGGUUACCUUCCUUUCCUGAUGAUUGGAGUGAUGAUGGAGGUACACCUAAUGACAAUCCAGGGAAUGGAGGAAUACCUGGUGUAAGACCACCUUCAGGAGGUCAAUGGAGUGGCCUUAUACCAACAGGCUUAUUUGACUUUGGUAAUGGCAGUGAAACGUGGGAACAACUGGUUGAACAGAUUCCUGGUGGACUUCCGUUUGAUACGGGAAACAUACCAUGGGAAACACUUUUCAGUUUGUUCCCAUCAGGGCUUCAGCCUCGUCUUGAGGAAUGGCCAUGGUCGCUCGAUCAGAUGUUCACAGGAAAUAAUGGGAUGCCACCUAACAUGGGCGGCGUGUCAGAACAUACUCAAGAACAGCUUCGACCACUUAUUCAAAUGCUCUUGGAGAAGUUAUGGAGUGGAGAAAUUCUCAUAGACAUGAUAGUACACUUUCAGGCAGGUGAAAUUCCAUGGCAGGACAUAGCAUUGAUAUUUCCAAACGGCAUUUCGUUUGGGGACAUAACUGUUCCUUGGCAAGAACUAAUCGAUUUAUUUGGUGGUGAUGGCUAUGGUGGUAUGUCUGGUGGUAGUGGACAUGAAGGGAUGAUGCCCAAACCAUGUCUAAGAUUUCCCUUUGGAGAAUUCAUACCAAGACAUCCCUACUACAGCAGUGACAGUGGGGGAUCAUCCAGUAUGUCAAGAGGUGACAGUUCCAGUGAAAUGGAGUCAGGAAGUGGUGGCAUGAUGCCAGGAAGUGGUGAAGCCGUUGGUAUGAUGCCUGGAGGAGGUGAAGCCCCUGGAAUAGUACCUGGAAGUGGUGAAGCCGGUGGUAUGAUGCCUGGAAAUGGUGAAGCUGGUGGUAUGAUGCCUGGAAGUGAUGGAGUCAGUAAUAUGAUGCCAGCAGGCAAAGCACCAACGGAAGGUGACAUGGUGUAUUUCUUCUGUCAGCCUGGCUACAAGCUCAUUGGCUCUCCCAGCAUUACCUGCUCGUGUGAUGGUACAUGGAAUGGUUUAUCUCCAAGGUGCAAAGCAAUAACGAAGCCAACUGUGAUGCCGGAUAACACAACACCAUUUGCUGAAUUUACAACCCUGGACUCUGAUGACCAAACAUCAGGAAUAUUCAAGCAAGAGUUGACGACCAUCAAUCCCUUUAAAGAAACAACAUCUGCUUUAGAAGAAGUAACCAUGCUGGGUGAAAUGGAAUUUUCAACUACAAUUAUGGUUGAUGAAGUUACAGAAGAUUCAAGUGAACAUCCAAAUUUGGAAACAGAUGAACCAAAGGGAUCAAUGACUAGUCCAACAGUUCAACAAACCGAUUCAAAAACUCAGGCAAAAGAACUUACAACCAGCCCAAAUCCAAAGUUACAAUCAACAGAUCAACCUGGAGAUCCCACAAUUAGUCCACAACCAAAGUUGCAGACCACUGUUCAACCAAGUGAUGCCAGUACAAGUCCACAGCAGAAGACACAAACAAGUCUACCAUCAAAUAAUCCAACAACGGUACCCCCUGGAGAGUCACAGUCUACUUCAAACAUUGAAACGACAAACAAUCCAUGCAGUUCGAAUCCUUGUGCGGAGAAAGCAAACAGCCAAUGUGUCACUACGGACCAGGGAGCCUUUGCGUGUUCUUGUUUACCGCAGUUUUUUGAAUCUGAUGGUCAAUGUGAACCAUCACAGUCAUUCAGUGGAACUUUACGAAUCACUCAGAUUGACAGUCAACCAGCAGACUUCACUGAAGAAUUACAAGAUCCUUCGUCAGAAACAUUUAAAUCAAUGGCAGCCAGCAUGGAAAAGACGAUUGACAGUAUUUACCUGACAAGCAGUCCAGCUAUUGCAGAACGAUACCUUGGGAGUACAGUCUUAGGAUUUAAGAAUGGAUCCAUUGUUGUUGAUUACAUUGCACACCUUAACAAUACUCAAGAUGAAUCUACUGACGAUCCUACCGUUCUUGAAUCAGCAUUUGAAGAAGCUUACAUGAAGAGUACUAAGUCAGGAAGUCUAAAUAUCACAGUAGAUGUAGCUGCAAGUACAGUGACAGACCUGGAUGAGUGUGCUCUAUCAGAUACCAAUGACUGCUCCUCCAAUGCUACAUGCAUCAAUCUCCCUGGGUCAUUUACCUGCCAAUGUCAUGCAGGAUUUCAAGAUGUUUCAGCAACACCAGGACGACCAGGCAGAAGUUGUACUGUUUCAAAGCCGUCAGUAUGUUCCACAUCUAACGUUGAGUGCUCCCGUAAUGCCACCUGUUACGACACAGACACCAGACCCGAAGGUUAUAGCUGCCAGUGCCGCAUUGGAUUUGCUGAUAGAUCACCUCAAGUCAUCCUAAAGCCUGGUAGAAUCUGUGAAGAAUUUUGCCCUUCGUCAAAUUGUUUCAAUGGUGGAUCCUGUGUUAAUAUCUAUGAAACCGGGGAGCAAAUAUGCAGUUGCCCAGACGGUUACACAGGCCUACGAUGCGAGGAGGCAGAGCAGACAGGCUUGUCAGACACACUCAUCCUGGUUAUCAGUUUGACUUCAGUGGCCAGUCUUGUCAUCAUUUGUGUUGGCCUUCUACUGUGUUUCACCUUUUACCAUCGCCAAACUAAGAAGAAUAUUAAGAGGCUUUCCCUGAGAUCUUAUCCAGUCAAGAGGGACUUGUCUCGCUUUGUUAGGGAUGAGGAGGUUUGGGAUCCCAUCACUGUUGAAACUAGGUCCCAAGACAGCAGACAGUCUCUGGUCAGAGAGUCUCUUCACCAAGAUGACUAUCUCAGGCCUGGACCAUCAUCUGAACCCAGACACUUAAAUUAUCCAAAUGACAUAGGGGAAGAUAACCCAGAUUUCAUUGAAGAAGAAUUUGAAUCUCAAAGUAAAUAUAUUGCUGAUGCCAUGAGCAAACUCCCAGAAGUUGAGAGGAGGAUGCGUAAAGAGGUGCGUUCCCUUGGCAACUACAACUUUGGUCAGGAACCAGACUACCGUGACAAUUUUGUCAGGCCCUACAUGGCCCCUGAGGUUAUCCCAAUUGACCAAUACCUCCAGGAUCCACGCCGUUAUAAAGUGUAUGAUGAUGAAUCAAGAGGGUAUGGCUACGGACGUCCUAAGAGACCAACCAUUGAACAUCACCAUGGUAACCGGAUGAGUCUCCAACAAGACUUACGAGGCAGCAGGAUGUACCUUCCAAAUGACAAUGUUGCCAUGCCAACUCAGCAUGAUUCUUACCCUAUGGAAGAUUUCUCCUCUCCAAGACAAUCCGUCCAUCCGACAGCUCAGUAUCCUCCAGCAUCCCGUGCAUAUCUGCCUCCUUCCAAGACUGCCAUACCCCUUCCUCAACCUCCCCCCCCACCACCACUCCCUCCAGUUCCAAGGAAUUAGACCUGGUUCAUUCAAACCAUGCAGCACUGUCAACCCAGAAUACAGCAGCUCAAUUAGCACAGAGACUAAACAGACCAUAUUUACACAAUCUCCCAAAAUGUUCAUAGUUACAUGUAUUUCCCAACUAAUUCCUCGCUUAAAGGCACCCGCCCCCCCUUAAAAAAAUCCUUGUGAGCUGAACAGACUGCUGACAAUAGAUUUCUGCAUUGGAAAGCCAACAGAGCUAUAUGCAUGUAUAUUUACUGGAGUGCCAACUCACUGUACGAAUGAAGUCUGGUGGGUGCAUCAACAUUUGUACACAUACAUGUACAUAUAAAAAACUCCAGAUUUUGUACUGUUUUUGUACAUCUAUGGCAUGUUUGCAUCUGUAUUCUAAAACAAUGCAUUAAUAAGGCUGCAUGACGUGCUGAAAACCUAAAUUUAGAAUAAGUAUAUAGGCAUUAAGUUUUGCUCAGUACAAACAACAGCAUGGUUAUACGCUGUAGAUUAAAUGGCAGGUAAUAAGUGAAUUGUGUACUUGCACAUAGUAUUUUGACUACAUAAUUAAGAAUUGGUUUCAUCUUAUUUUAUUACAUGCAUGUUCUACAAAUACACACAUAAAUUCUAAAUGUUUGUGCCCAGGAAGCCUCCAAGCUUCUUUGCAUGUUAGUAAAUUAAUAUAACUCCAUGUGAAAGACUCUGACUUCAGUACUUUGAACAUCCAUGAAUACUGUGGAAACAUUAUUUGGAGUAUUUUAGUUAUGAUUGAGUUAGAUAGGUAAGAUUAUUACUUUUUAUUAAGUAACUGAUUUAGAAAGAAACCUGUAUCUAUAUUAUCCAGCAAUUAUAGUCUAUUUGGUCUUGUUUGUCACACAAAAAAUAAAACAUGUACUUGUCAGGUUUAUAAAUGAGAUGUAAUGAUUUUUAUGUUAGCAGAGUUAGAGUAAGUGAUCUUUCAAAAAACACAAAGCAAGGCAUGCAGUCUGUGACUUUUGCAGUAGGUUUGCAGAAAAAUCCACCGAAGUUUACAGUCUUGUUAACAGAAUUCAAACCUACAGUGAGCACAUUUGAUCUGAUUGAUUUCUUUGAAUUUUUCUGACAGGAAAAUCCUAGCGCUGAACCAGAAAAGACAAAUCAUCAUCAUCACUCAUGGGAUUUUCAGUAAAAUUGGGUUUAAAGAACCAAACAGUAAACAUGGUAAAUGUAAGCACUGAACUAAAUGCAUAAGAAUUCUGCAUUCCCAAAACUGUCAACAUACAUGAAGACUGCAGGCUGUGUGAGUGGUAUAUAGCAUUUAAAUUUGCAUGAAAGGUUUAUAUCCUACAUGUAAAUCGAAUGGACAACCAAUAAUGUUUAAGUUAGUGCAGAAGUUUUGCGUCCUUAAAAAUGAUUAACACUGUGUAGAUAGUCAAUGAUAUUUUCAGUUAUAUUAAAGUAUAUAUGGUAGUGUAUUUCUGUUUAGUUCUAUUACUUGCAACUUUCUCAGUUACCAUUACAGUGACUUGCACCAUAUACUCGCAGUAAAAUUUCCAAUAUUCCUAUGCAACCAAGCUCCAGUGGACAACUUCUUGUUCUUUUUUCUUUGCAGUUAAACUGGCGAAUCAUAAAGUAUAUGAAAGUUUACCAAUUAUAUUUCAAGAGUUGUACACAAAUUCAACUUCCCUGAGAGUAACCCGUUUAUGUAUAGCACAAGAGAAGACAUAUGCAUGUCAGCCUCAUCAUUGAGCAUCACAUUGUGAUAUCACAGACUAAUAUCCCCACCCCACAGUCCAAACCAUAAUGAGCAAACUGAUAAUUGACAUUCAUUGGUACCUCUGCUAAUUUUACUAUCCAGAUGAUAAUACAUGUCGCAAAAUCAAGUGGGAGCAGUGAACUGGAAGUAUAAAUGAUACAAUCAGCUGUAUCAGAGGGCUAUAAUUGUUUAACGAUGGUUGAAGCUCAUUAAAAGAUGAUUUUUCUUAUACAUGAAGUUCAAUACCGUAAUGUCUGCUGAACUGAGAGACACAUGUUGAUUUUCCUCUGAAAUUGCUUUUAAAACUUCUGAUACUGCUUCCAAACAAUUUUUAUUGCUUCUGACACAUGCAGCCAACAAAAUUAAACCCAUAUGGGAUGUACCAAGUCUCUGCAUGUCAUCGGCGCAGAAACAGACCAAGACACCCAUCGGUUUAAUUAAAUUGUGGACUUUUAGUUGAGGAAAAUAUUUUAGAGAAUUGAAAACAGGUGUAUGCAUGUAACUAAACAAUAGUGCACUGCUGUCAUGUGGGACAUUAUGUUUCAACACUCUAUGGGACGUACAUGUGUAAUACCCAUCUCCAGUGCUACAUGUACGAGUCCCUCGGUUGUUAAAACGUGUCCUACAUCACAGCAGUCCAUAAUUCUUAAUUACCUACAUUUAUCUACCUUUUAUAAAUGACCGAUUUUAAGGUUCAGAACACUGUGCACACGUAUUUGUCUUGU
Molecule: messenger RNA, 7359 nt
Organism: Acanthaster planci (crown-of-thorns starfish)
Lineage: Eukaryota; Metazoa; Echinodermata; Asteroidea; Valvatida; Acanthasteridae
Molecular function (GO): calcium ion binding
Source: RefSeq, a predicted model, not a curated record